Molecule: messenger RNA, 1732 nt
Organism: Manduca sexta (tobacco hornworm)
Lineage: Eukaryota; Metazoa; Arthropoda; Insecta; Lepidoptera; Sphingidae
Gene: Kal1
Product: anosmin-1
Exons: 10
Coding region: 244-1644 (466 amino acids)
Biological process (GO): neuron differentiation
Cellular component (GO): extracellular region; cell surface
Molecular function (GO): protein binding; peptidase inhibitor activity
Source: RefSeq, a predicted model, not a curated record
AGCAUCAUCGAUGUGUAUUAAUGAAGUUGGAACACGAAUAGACGAUGCGCAAGCGCAGGCAGUGUUGCCGCGCAUUUCAAACGAUACAGUCGCAAACCGCUCUCGACUUAUCCCGUCGUAUAUCGAGGUCAAUGACACAUUCGGGAAUCGAUAAUGCUAUGGAUUUAAUUGAUUAACGAUAAUCGAUCGAGUUUUUUAAAGAAAUAGAACAUGCGUAAACAUUGAUCGGAGUAAUCAAUCACAAUGCAGUCAAAAGUGAUUGUUGUUUUGGCGGCAUUGGCCCUUAUGCCGGCAGUAUUAUCUAGAACUCGAAGAUACUCGAGAAUGCAAACGAACUCUCUGUCCAAGACUCGAUGUGAUCUCAUGUGUUUUGAAAGAGAGAAGGAGAGUAAAGCGCAGUGUCGCUCACAAUGCCGCAGCCAAGAACUGAAGCCUGGCACGUGUCCCAACUCCGAUACUCCCAAAUGGGCAGAGGCGUGUGUCGAGGCGUGCAACACUGACGCGCAGUGUGACGGCACGCAGCGGUGUUGCCAUCACGGAUGCGGCUCCACCUGCAGCGAGCCCUUGGAUUUGUUGACUUUGCCUGGUCUACCAGCUUUACCCACGAUGGAAGAACCGAAAGAGAAACGUCGCGGUGUCGUAGUGAAAUGGUCAGACGGAGUUGGAGACGCCGCAAGAGCAGUCCCAGGCCGAGUUCUAUACCUACUGGAGGAACAACAUCAUCUCGGCCCGAAGUACGAAGAGUCAAGACUAGGCGAAUGGAAUUUGUUACUACGUACAAACAAAACAAAAGUGUCUCUUCGUAAUUUGCUGAAGCCUGGAAGAUGGUAUCGGUUCCGAGUGGCUGCAGUCAGCGCAUCGGGCACUCGAGGCUUCUCCGCACCGAGUGCUUCUUUCACACCUCGUAGGGGUCCUCGACCGCCUCCUAUGCCUAAAAAGUUGAAAGUACGACCACUUAAAAUUGAAAAUGGUACAGUGACAGUGCGACUUGAAUGGAAGGAGCCCCGGUCGGACCUGCCAGUGAUUAGAUACAAAGUUUUCUGGAGCAGACGCCUGCGCGGGUUAGGCGGUGAACUAGAUUCCGUGCUAGUCAACCACCAGACCGUUCCUAAGGACCAACAUUUCAUCGAAAUCAAAGACCUACAACCGAAUUCUAUGUACUUUUUGCAAGUGCAAACGAUUAGUCAUUAUGGGUUGGGUAAAUUGCGCAGUGAGAAGGCUUCCAUUUUCUACAACACCACCGCUACUAUGCCGCCUAAAGAACCCGAACCAGAAAAAUUACAACGACGGGAAAGAAAAAUAAAAGGUCUAAAACUAAACAAAAUUAUAUGGUACAAUCAAAAAUUAAAGGCUAGAAUUUCAUGGGAGCCUAUACCGAGAGUACACGAAGCCCCUGGAAGGUACUACGUGCAUUGGACAACGAUAAAGUGCGAUGAUCCCAGUAAACCUAUAAAAGAUUUGUCUGCGACUACAGAGCAAUCAACAUUUGAACUCUAUGAGCUAGACUAUCACUGCAGCUACAAAAUCAACGUUAGUAGAUCGAGAAAACCGAAAAUACCUGAUUCCGAGCUUGUUAUUAGUGUUCCUGGUUGUGACUAUUUUAAACGAAAAGUUAAUUCAUCUCAAAUAAAUUGUCAAACUUGACUAUAACCCUAUAUUUUGAUUAGAUUAUUCAAUUAGAUUACUGUAAGAUGUUUAUAAAAAUGACAAAAUACAAUACUUUUAAUACCUA